Diospyros lotus (date-plum) is the source of this 2203-nucleotide messenger RNA. RefSeq lists its product as uncharacterized. Gene Ontology annotation, molecular function: protein binding. The transcript has 3 exons. Lineage: Eukaryota; Viridiplantae; Streptophyta; Magnoliopsida; Ericales; Ebenaceae. The coding region runs from base 359 to 1963 and encodes 534 amino acids. The record is from RefSeq and is a predicted model, not a curated record.
CGAAGGACAAGGCAAGAUUUCAUGUGCGUGCGUGUGUAUAUAAGCAUCUCGGAUGGGAGCCGUUGAUAAGCCAAGAAUCUGAGGUCUGUAAUUAACCUUCACACACGUAGCUUCGCCCCGGAAACCUGCUCGGACUUCAACGGGAAACUCACCGGCCGGCGGCGAUGCCAACAAGUGAAGUGGGGUGGAGUGAUUUACAAAGGGAAGAUUGAAGAAAGCAAACGACGGCCCCCGGGUCCGUGAUUCUAGAGGUCUCGCAAGAAGCCAUUUGGAAGGACGGAAAUUUUUUCUUCAACAUUUUCUUUCCAUUUUCUACUUUUCUUGUUUUGAUCUUAAUUUCGGUGGGUGAGAGAGAACGAUGGCCUGUUUCCAUUGGGCGCAGCCCUCUGUUCGUCACUCGCCUUCCUCUCCUCAAACCCUAGCUUCUAGAUCUCCAUCUCCAUCCCCGAAGCGACGUAGCUUCGCCGACGGAGCUCUCGUCUCCCAUUACAUUCACGGAAUGAACCGGUCGGCUCUUUUUGGACAAAAAUUCUAUCGCUCUAAAUCUUCUCUUUACCCCAAAACGAUCAAACGAGUUUGCAGAGCCAGCCUGGAGGCAUUCUCCGACGAAGAAUUCUCGAAACAGAUUCGAGAAUUGGCCGCCAGAUUCCAGAUAUCCAAUGAUGAUGAGCAUAAUAACUUGAAUUCAGACUCCGUCGCUGAUUCUGCAGAUAUUAUUCGGCGCAUCGACUUUGCGGCGAGUCAAAGACAGUUUGAUCCGCUAGAGCCUCCGGAUUGGGCGGCGAGGGAAACGAUUCUGGCGAGCAUCGAGCGAAGAGCGAACAGCGUGGAGCUACCGCUUUCGCUGCGGAUGAUAAAGAGGAAGAAGCAGUGGCAGGAAGGCUUCAGAGAAGCCGGCGAAUCCGCUUGUUGCUCCUUCAAGAAGGCGUUCUCCUCGAUGGUGUUCAUAAUUAGGGAGCUACAUAGCUUCGCUCUACGGAUGAGAGAGAAGCAUUUCUACGAAGAUUUGCAAGAGAUUUUGCUUCGCGUACAGAAGGAAAUGAACGCCUCCUUCGUCUGGUUGUUUCAGCAAGUUUUCUCUCACACCCCAACGCUAAUGGUUUACGUGAUGAUUCUGCUGGCAAAUUACAGUGUCUAUUCCAUGACCAAUAACGCCGCCGCCGGGGCGUCCCUGCCGCCGGCUUCUGUAUUUCAGAGCCAGAUUCAAAGCCACGAGGAACACAAGUUUGAUUCUCGGGCGGCCAAGACGUUUUCGGUGUCGUCUUCGAGCGGGAAGACAACCUCAAUCGGCGGAAGCAAUGGCGGGGGCGGGAAGUUCCGGCCGGUGGCGAGCGGCACAGACGGCGAUGGCCGGUCUGAUGGCUCCCAAAAUUCGCUUAAUUUCCCCGGGACCAUAGUUCCCAACGAAUCCAUCGGCAACGCAUCAACGAGGGAAGACAAGUCGGUUUCGGGACAAGAAAUGGGGGGACAGGAAUUGAGAUUGUGGAAUUCCAUUAUGGAUGAAGUUAAAGCAAUGCAAACCGGUUCGAGAGACGAUUUGUUGGAUCAAGAAACCGUUCGGAGGUUUGUUUCGCCGGUGACGGCCAAGAUUGAAUCAGAUGACUAUGCAGAUUACUUCAGAACCGAACUUCUGUAUCAAUCUGUUCUGGCUCGAGAGCCCUAUAAUCCUCUCCUCCUCGCCAAUUACGCUCAGUUCCUCUACCUCGUCGCUCGCAACUACGAUAGGGCGGAGGAGUACUUCAAGAGAGCGGUGGAGGCUGAGCCGCCGGACGCGGAGGCGAUGAGCAAGUACGGGAGCUUCCUGUGGGAGGUCAGGAAGGACACGUGGGCCGCCGAGGAGAGGUUUCUGGAAGCGAUCUCCGCCGAUCCCAGCAACACCUAUUACGCCGCUAACUACGCUCACUUCCUCUGGAACACCGGCGGCGACGACACCUGUUUUCCCGUCGAAACCAACCCAGCUUAAAAAAAUAAUAAUAAUAAAAAAAUAAAAGAAAAAUACACAAUGAGAGUUAAAAAUAGUGAUAGGGGUAGUAUCGAGAAUUUAGGUUUUUUUUUUUUUUUUUUUAACCCUUUCUAAGACAUCUCCGAAUCUGAUGUGAAUUUUUGUUUUCUGAAAAUUUGAAGCAAGUUACAUAAAACUGUUGCAACUGUAACUCAGUUAGCGUGCAAAUGUGAAUUGCAAUCACCACAAUUUUCUUUUUAA